Molecule: messenger RNA, 787 nt
Organism: Rhipicephalus microplus (southern cattle tick)
Lineage: Eukaryota; Metazoa; Arthropoda; Arachnida; Ixodida; Ixodidae
Source: RefSeq, a predicted model, not a curated record
AUGGCGGCGGCUUCCAAAUACUGCGGCAGGAAGGAGGACAUGCAGACGCCCCAUAGAAAUCUGCAAAAGGAACAAGUGGUGGCAGCAGUUGGAGUCGCCUGCCUGCCGAUUCCAUCGCGGGCCAUGACCGAGGUAAUAUCGAAAGCGAAGGCAUCAGUGUCCGCAGUGUCCGACGACUUGAAGCCCGCCGCUACGGGUCUGAUCGGGGCCGGAGGCUAUGGUGGCUACGGUGGCCUGGGUCAGGGUGUAAACAACUUCCAGAGCGGCUACGGCACUGGAGGCUUUGGCAAGGGCUACGGUGGAUUCUCGAAUUACGGAAACAACAAGGCACUGGCCGGUGGUGGAUUCGGCAAGGGUUCGUACGGCGACAACGUCGUAUCGGCAUACGGUAACCAGGGCCUGGGCCAGGGCGGCAUCAAUAACCUGGCCACUCACGGUCUGCACGGCGUCUCGGGAGCUACGGGCUUCAACCACCAGGGAGGCGUCAACAAGCAGUUUGCCGGAAAAGGAGCCGCACGGGACCAAUUCAACGCAGGACACAACAAGGCAAGCGAGACACUCCUCGAGAUCCGGUUAUCAAACUGGCAACUGAGUGCCAUCUUCGCCAAGGAGAAAGUAUACGCUGUGGACCAAAGCUUUCAGAACGGCAACCGAGAUGCAUUUAACCUGGGCUACGGCAACCUCGGAGGCUUCACAGGCCAGGGAGGCUUCGGCAAGCAGGAAAAAGUGAACCAGUACGGCAACCAGCAGUACGGAGCAUUCAAGGGCUACGGACAAGGCAACUACG